AUGUCUCGCCCACCAACAGAAGAAGAGAUACUCGGGGUCUCGCGCACGGUCGUGGACAUAUUUGAUUCUGUCGGUCUGAGGUGCUGCCUCUUUGGCAGCGCUGCCUGCUACCUCUUCGGGGUGAACCGGACGCCGAACGACAUCGAUAUCGUCGUGUUCACGAAUGACUACGAUCAGGAGGAGCUGAAGGAAGUCCUCGUCAACGGCGACAAUGACUUCUUCUUUGUGGAUUCACGCAACCCAAACGCGGACUACCGCGUCCUGUGGUGCUCGCUCCGCCCGAGCCGGCGCGGGAAUCCCCGCAGCUGCAAAGUCGAUGUCCUCAUCCCCGGCAACCUCAACCUCCCUACAGUGCCGCACAGGCGCGAGAAGAUCAUCGACGAUCUGCCGGUAAUGCCCCUCAUCCCCCUUCUCCUGCUCAAGCUCCAGGGCUGGGAGCACCACCGCGACUCGAAUCGCGCGGACCAGCGGGACAAGCAACACGUCGACGUCGGGGACAUCGGGGAGUUGCUCGAGAUCGCCGUCAAUCGUAACCAGAAGAUCACGCAGGCCAACCUGAAGUGGAUGCCGAGGUCGCUCAUCCGCGACGCGCAAGAUCGCGUGUAUGACUUCUGCCGUGCGUAUCCGAACUACGAGGACGAUUGGGAGAUGGUGGGGUUCAGCGUGUAA
This is a messenger RNA of Trametes versicolor FP-101664 SS1, 669 nucleotides long. RefSeq lists its product as uncharacterized. NCBI's taxonomy places the organism in Eukaryota, Fungi, Basidiomycota, Agaricomycetes, Polyporales, Polyporaceae. The transcript is spliced from 2 exons. The coding region runs from base 1 to 669 and encodes 222 amino acids. The record is from RefSeq and is a predicted model, not a curated record.